Messenger RNA from Botrytis byssoidea, 207 nucleotides. RefSeq lists its product as uncharacterized. Lineage: Eukaryota; Fungi; Ascomycota; Leotiomycetes; Helotiales; Sclerotiniaceae. The record is from RefSeq and is a predicted model, not a curated record. The transcript has a single exon. The coding region runs from base 1 to 207 and encodes 68 amino acids.
AUGAAAUGGGAAGGAAGAAAUGCUCAUAGAGGUACGCGGGCGGAAGAGGGGAGAGGGGGAGAGGAGAUAGAGACAGAGGAGACAGAGGAGACAGAGGAGACAGAGGAGACAGAGGAGACAGAGGAGACAGAGGAGACAGAGGAGACAGAGGAGACAGAGGAGACAGAGGAGGAGCUUUUCAGUGCGAGAAAAUCUUUGCAAUGUUAG